AUGGCAGGACCCCCGCCAUUGGGCCAGGGCUACGGGCAAACUUCCCUGAACGCGCUGGGCGUACAGUUCUUCUCCAGCCUGGAAGGGCUCGAGGUUAUUACGUCCGCCGAUAGGCAGCUCAUCCGAGGCCACAAUCUCGCCGGGGCGGUUCGCCUGCAGUUCGUUAGACCGGCGUACUUUGACGACGAGGGGGGAGAGCAUGCAGCGCUCCUUGACGGGCAAAAUGAUAUCGAUAUACCAUUGUCAAUGCACGUAUACCCUUUCCCCGAUAUUGAAGAGUGGGAUGGUCAGUGGUUUUUCUUCGACGUGCAGCUACACCCUUACGAACUGCACUUUCGUCGCAAAGUCGUGGAUGGGGACGAAUCGGUCGUGGGGUCGUGGGAAGACCUGUAUGGAAAGCUGGCGCAGGUCCGUGGGCAGAUGUGUCUCCAACCCGUUGCAGAAAGGUCUCUGAGGCAUGCGGGUGGUUGCUUCCCCACCAUCGCGCCGCGCGCCAGCUUUCAGGGACCCAUCGACACGACAACCUUCAGGUUCAAAGCCGGGUCGUUGUCAGAACAACAGCUAAAGUGCUGCGGCUUCGUCCAAUGUCAGACGUACCUGGCACCGCCCCGUGACAAUGAGACGCCCCUGAAAGGGGGUCAGGCAUUCCACAUAUUAGCGUAUAUGCCGUACGACCAACAACCGUGGAAGAGCCGCAUCGGCUGGAUGAAGAACUCGGCAGAGGGAGGCUUUGUGUCGAGAAAGUGGGUGUACGGAAGGGGAAGCAUUAUCGGUGUGCUGAAUGUCGCACUGCUCGAGAAGGAGCCCGAACCCGGGCAGGACAUCUUGGUCGUGCUCGUUGAUGAGUUUGGUUUUACCUCAAGGGCAACAUUCGACGGCGGCGGUAACGGCAGUGGUCUCUCCCCGCAGAAACCAAGGCAAGAGCGGGUCAAGGGUAGAAGUCCCUUUAGCAGCAGCCCGGUCGGCCCUUCUUCGAGACGACCCUCCGUUCCGUCUAGUGCUAGAACGGGAAAGGUCAAGGAGCGAUCAGGGGGAGAGGUAAUGAAGGAGGCGGAAUUGUCACCGAUAGCGAAGCGGCUGUUCGGGUCGCAACAGGACUCAACCGCAAGUUCCGCCUCGGAUGACACAUGCGGGGCCGGCGCAGAAACAGAGGCUUCAGUGACGGUAGCAACGGGGUCCGAAGAAAAUGAAGCGCCGAUCCAAGGCAGGAACUCCCUGAAGCGAGGGGCUAGUUCGGGCAGAGACGGGACGCCAAGGAAGAGGGUGAGCUCGUGGAAGGUGCAAGAUGCCCAAGAAACUUAG
This is a messenger RNA of Ilyonectria robusta, 1302 nucleotides long. RefSeq lists its product as uncharacterized. Bases 1 to 1302 code for a protein of 433 amino acids. Lineage: Eukaryota; Fungi; Ascomycota; Sordariomycetes; Hypocreales; Nectriaceae. The transcript is spliced from 4 exons. The record is from RefSeq and is a predicted model, not a curated record.